UAGCGGCAGUGUAGGGGAGCAGCAGCAGCAUCAGCCAUCAGCUGCGCGCCCCUCCCCCUCGCCUCCUCCCCCCUCCCCCUCUCCCUCCCCCUCACUUACUCACUCACUCACUCCAACAUGGCCGACUUCGAUACCAUUUCCGAGCUGGACGAGGACGACGAGCGGGUGGUGAUGGACGAGCACUUGAUCCGCUACACGCCCGACCCGGUGGUGGUGCGAGGGGCCGGCCACAUUACUGUGUUUGGCCUCAGCAACAAAUUUGAUCCAGAAUUUCCUUCAGUGCUUACAGGAAAGGUGGCUCCAGAAGAGUAUAAAACAAGCAUUGGCCGAGUGAAUGGAUGUUUAAAGAAAAAUCUCCCCAUCAAUGUGAAAUGGCUGCUGUGUGGUUGUUUAUGUUGCUGUUGCACCUUGGGCUGCAGUCUGUGGCCUGUCAUCUGUCUUAACAAAAGAACUAGAAGAUCAAUACAAAAGCUGUUAGAAUGGGAGAACAACAGAUUGUAUCACAAGCUUGGGUUGCAUUGGAAGUUAAGUAAAAGGAAAUGCGAGUCCAGUAACAUGAUGGAAUAUGUAAUAUUAAUAGAAUUCUUACCAAAAUUCCCUAUAUUCCGACCGGACUAAGAAAAAAAGCCAACCAUCAAGAAAAACCAUAUCAUUCCUGCCCUGAGUGCCUUGUAGAUACCUGAACAGAUGACUGCCAAUACACCUGUUUUAAGUAAUCUACUGUAGUGAGUGUAGAUACCUUUCUAAUGUAUUUUUCCUUCACAAGCAUAUUUUGCACAUGUAUUAUUUUCUUUCUUUAAGGUGUUGCAUUCCCUCACUCUUGAAGACUGAGGUGUUUCACUUUGAAAGAAUUUCAAUCUUGUACAUAAUGCUUCCGUUCAUAUUGUACAGUGUGGUAUGUUAAUGUUUACAGAAUAUUUCUCUUUUACUACACCUCAAGAAUAUUGAAAUAUAGAAGGAUUUUUUCAUUAACUGUGACAAUGUUUGCGUAGAUUUCAAUCUGUUUUCAUAAUGAGAUUAGCAAUGUAACUGGAAGAGAGAGUGCAUUGUAGGAACAAUUACUCCCAUUGAAGUAAAAUAUAAAAUCUAAUAUAUUCUGCAUUUGAAAAUGACCUAGGAAGUGGAGUAGAUAGUGUGGGGGGUGGAAAGGGUAAAUGAGGUCACCAGUGCAAAAUUGAUGUGAAGCAUCAAUCUGUCUCCUGAAAUUUAGAUCAAUUUGAGCUAAAUUUUCAGUGGCAAGUACAGGUUUGAUUAAUAAUUAUAACCAAAAACUAAGCUUACCUCUAUUUUUGGCGCUAAUUGAAUUUUUCAAAUAUUCUGGUCGUUUAAGUGUCAAUUUUAGUGUGCUAAUCAUUGAAAGUAAUAUUGAAUUUUGUAUCUCAUUUAAAUGGAUGAAAGAUAUAGCAAUCAAAGAAGGUUGUUUUCUUGUGGUUUCUGUGAUCAGACUGUCCUCGUAAGUAGUUCUUAACCACUCUCACAUUACACUCACUCGUUUAUUUUCUUGGUCUUUACUUUACCUUGUUUUGUCUUCCCUGAAAUUGACUGAAAUAUUUAUUUCCUUUGCAAAAGUGUUCUUGGCUUCAUUGGUUAAACAUCAAGUUUGAUUCCUUUUCAGUAAUAGUUGCAGACUAUUUAAAUUAGUUGCAGGCUACUUGGAAGUUAUUAUAGGGGAAAAUGCAUUGUAAAUAUUUGCUUCAGCUCCAAAGCAUGUUGUUAUAGAAUGAGUAUCUUUGCAUCGUCAUAGGUACAGGAGACAAUGUUAGUGAAAUUAUAUUUGUGGUUUAACUUUCCAGCCAGGAAUGUAAACUUGAACUGCAAAUGUUGUAUCUAAAACACAUCACAGCAACCUUUUAGUGAAUAGAGUUGAUCCUCUGAAUUUUAAAAAAACUGGUCUUUCAGGGUUCAGCAAAAUUUUGAUUGAAGAAAUUAAUUAAUGGUAACUUUUUUUAAUGUAUAUUGUUGAAAAUUGCAGAAUUAUUGGAAACUCCCGUAGACCAAUUCCAUUCAGUACAAAGUUUUUCUGAUUGUAGAAGAUUACCCUUAUUGUCCUGGACAUUUUUGAUCCACUGAAACCAAUGAUGCAGUGGCCAAUAUCUACUGUCAUACUCUCCAGCUACAAGUUUAAUUUGUUUGUUUUCACUCUGCCUAGUGGUUCCAAGAAUUUGAUGAUUUAAAUAAAGAUGGUCCCCAUACUAUUUAUUUUAAUUUCCUUUAUUAACAUUGUCUAUUUACACUAUCCAUUCAGUUUUUUGGCAGUUCAUAGAGGACCACUUUUUACUGUUUCUCUUCAACCUUCACCCCUCACUCACCCUUCCACCAUGCCACAUUUUAAUUUCUAGAACUUUUAAGAAUUUGUCAAAUGUAAUUUUUAACCAGAUCUUAAACUGAAUAAAAUUUGUUCAGAGAUAGGUGGAAGUGCCAAAGUAAUUAUAUGGUUGCAUCCGUGGGAGUAAUUGCCCAAAUCACUAAAACCAGUGAGAGUUUUUUAUCUAUUUGUCAAAAACAACAAAAUCCAGUGUAUGAAACUAGGAUAAAAGGGAUGGAUUGCAAAUAUAUCAAACUGCAAUUGACCAAGACUUUUUAAUGUAGCUCCCAAUUAAGAAUGGGGUUCCCAAGUUAACAAAGCAUGUUGAUUACCAUAAGCUACACUAACCCACAUUUUUAAAAACAUUGAAUCAAAUUUUGGCAUGCAUUUCUUCAUUUUAAUUUUUGGGGAUGGUGGGGGGGGGGGGGGGGGAAGAGAUUAGUUUAAAA
This is a messenger RNA of Leucoraja erinaceus (little skate), 2754 nucleotides long. It is a transcript of the gene chic1, whose product is annotated as cysteine-rich hydrophobic domain 1. The transcript has 6 exons. The coding region runs from base 118 to 618 and encodes 166 amino acids. Lineage: Eukaryota; Metazoa; Chordata; Chondrichthyes; Rajiformes; Rajidae. The record is from RefSeq and is a predicted model, not a curated record.